AUGUUUGAAAAUGGCCCCCCUGUACCUAACGGAUCAUCUUAUUUGCUCCCACCACCAAACAUGUUUGGACAAGGAUUCGCCCCUUGCUUACCAGGAUUACCGGGUAGUUUUGCUGAAGACCUGACACGGUCAAGUGAAGAUAGAUGCAAAGCGACAUUGAAUCCACUCGUUUCGCGAAACGCCUACACUUCUAGUAAAGCUGCAACUGAUCAACUUCCAUUCCCCCAGUGGUUUUCGGCCAUGUCAAAUGAACCAAUAGUGUUCCCGAACACAUACCCCCUAUUGUCUCCUGCGCAGUUCUCAUUGGAAACACCAUGGAUAAGCUACCCUUCUGUGUGUGCCCCUCAAGAUGACUUGGUUGAUCCACAUUCACUUUUCGCUAACUCCGUUAUCAGACCCAAAACAUUCACAUCAUCUGAGAAACAGCUGAAUAAUUCUUUGAAAAUUAAUCAACUGCACUCUCCAUGCAAAUUCCCUGUUGACCGAUCUCUGUGCACCACUUCUCAGAACAACGCGACGUACCCAAAUUUGGUGCCUUUUGACAUGUUAAAUCAGCAUACGGAAUCAGACAAUUCUUCUAGUAUGCUGGAAGGUAACGAAUUCAACCCCACAUCGACAGAAUCGGUACAAAAGUGUGACUCUGGCCAGUUGUUCAAUGGACCCACAACUCUUGGGCCCUUGCCUUCAAAUGGUUUGUCUCCUCCCCUACGCAAUCCGUACACUGGACGUGGAGAUGUACGAAAAGCAGACUCUCCUAAUCUUCCCAUGGAUCUGUCAAUUGGCUUUCGUAAAGAACUGGAACAAACACUUGAGUGA
Molecule: messenger RNA, 816 nt
Organism: Opisthorchis viverrini
Lineage: Eukaryota; Metazoa; Platyhelminthes; Trematoda; Opisthorchiida; Opisthorchiidae
Exons: 1
Coding region: 1-816 (271 amino acids)
Source: RefSeq, a predicted model, not a curated record